Molecule: messenger RNA, 3519 nt
Organism: Coturnix japonica (Japanese quail)
Lineage: Eukaryota; Metazoa; Chordata; Aves; Galliformes; Phasianidae
Source: RefSeq, a predicted model, not a curated record
UUCCUGCUCUCCCCUCUCCUAUUUGUUUAUUUAGUAACAGAAGAACCCCUUCAUGUAGCGCACAGGCAUCUCUUCAUCCACAACACAAAAGGCGAUGCACGCACCAAAAAGCAAAGGCGUUUGAAAAGCAGCAGUGCUACAGGGCAGCCUGGGUGCCGUGCUGGGUGCCGUGCCUCUGCCUGCCCUGCUCUGCAAGGAUAUGCAUCACCCCUUGAUUCUGCUGCCCCACACUGCAGGGUAGGGGUCCCUGCUGCCAGCCUCCCCCUGCAGACUAAACAGCCAACAAAGGCUUUUUCCCCCUCAUUCAGAUCCAUUUUCAAAUGGAAACAUUUCAAAGGACUCUCUGCUCUUCUUUCUUUCCUUCUUGCUUUUUGUUUUUGCACUGCAAACAAUUAAUUACGAGCUUAAAAGGAAGUCCCAGCCCUCCUUCCCUCCCGUGAAGUUUACAGGCAGUAAACAUGAAGCGGCUCAGGGCAGGAGUAAAACUGAACAUCCUGUUUUGUCUGAAAUUGAGGCCGUCGUUGUUUCGCUUUUUGCUUUUUAAGAAGCUUUUUGGAAUGAAGGGCAUCGUAGGAGCUCAGUGUUCCUGCCUGGAUAGCGAGCUGUCAGGAUAUUUAGGGAUAAAUGGCAAACCUGCUUCAGGCCAAGGGAAAGCUGCUGUGUUUAUUUGUACGGCCAUUUAACCUUAAGACAUCUGCACUAAAAAUGGCCUCGGAGAGGAGGAAAUCUGGGACAAAGCUCAAUGAAGUGCUCUCUGCUUUCCUCAGUGCCCUUUGCUUGCAGUGCAGUGGGCAGCAGAAAGCACCAUGGGCACCCAAGGACUUUCUCUUACCCCCUCCUGGGAACAAAGCUCUCUUUAAAUCCCCUUUUUACUGCACACAAAGUAGAGGGUAGAGCAGCAACAGGAUUUUCGUCUGUGAGCUGCCAUUUGGAGCCUGCCCACCACGGUGCUGCUUCCUCUUGGCAGGUUGCAGGUGCUGUGCUUCGGGCUGUCAGGCUCUUAUGGUUUCCUCUUUUGGAUCAGAUAGCUUUGGUGGUGGUUAGGAGAUAGGCAGGGAGUGAGUGCACCCAAAGUGCUGCAGGAACCCAAACGCUUGGUGCAGGGGUAUCUGGAGAUAGCAGGUGAUAUGCAGCGAUAAAGGCAAUUCAGAGCAGGGAAGGGCAGCACUGUAGAGAUGGAGGUUUCAGCUUGGGGCCCUUCAUGCUGCUCCAUAGAGGAGGAGAACCAGCAGUUCAGAUGCCUCAGCUUCCCCUUUGGUAUAUCACAGGGUUUUCAAUAUUCCCUUGAGAGGCUGUGGGGCUGGACUCCCAAAGGCAAAAGCAAAGCAAAGAGACACCGAUGUAAAAUGGCAAAUGAGGGUGAAACAUGCUCUCUGAGCCUCAUGUUGCUCCUGCUGACUUUCCAUCGCUGUGAUCCAUAACUCAGUGAUUCUUUGCCCAUAACCUCCAGGAGCUCUGCCUGGCCCCAGAGGGAGGCUGGGAGUAGAGGCAGCAGCUCCCUUAUCCUGCCCUCCUCUAUUGCAGGAGGGCUUCCCCAAAAUCCUGGGGCUCAGCAGCACCUCUCCCUCCUUGAGGGGGAGGAAAAACCUCACAUCAUGCCACAAAAAUGCUCCUCAGCCUUGCCCAAGUGUUGGAGCAAUUCCCAGGCACCACCCAGAGCUGCUCGUGGAGCCCGUUAACUCCUCACAGGAGUCAAACAUAUCCUGAGGAGCCAUAAUAAAAGAGGAAUCCUGCCCAGGAGCCAGCAUGGAGCAGAAGAUCAGCUCGUUCUUUAAUUCCAUCUUGGAACUUGUCCGCACCAAGCACAAAGAGGGUGUCUUCAACACCGUCUGCCUCGCAGUGCUGCUGGGUCUGCCCUUCGUCGUCCUCAUCGCAUCCAUCUUCAUCUGCUGCCACUGCUGCUUCUCCCACUGGAGGAGACAGAACAGGAAGAGGGACAGCCCCAGCAGCAACGGGCAGCUGCAGGCAGAGAGGAACAAGAAAAAGAAGAAGAAGAAGAAGAAGGAUGAGGAGGACCUGUGGAUCUCGGCUCAGCCCAAGCUGCUCUUGCUGGACAAGAGGCCAUCUCUGCCUAUCUAGCGACCAGCUCCGAUGUCUCCAGUCCUUCCAGCUGUGCUACAAGGAGAUGCUCAUACUGCUGCCACUUUAUGGUGACUUUGAAAAGAGGCUGAGCACAUUAGUGGGGUAUGAGAGAACCUGAACAGAGCAAGGCUUGUAGACAUGGGUUUAUGCCCCCCACCAAGGUGAAACCCUCUGCAAAGGACAUACGGCCUGCUGAGCCACCAUGGGGCCAUGCUCACUCUCACCUUGGAGAUGCAAGGCAAACCAAGUGCAGCAUUACAGUGCAGUGCAGACAUCCUGGCCCUCCUGCCCCCAAACCAAAAGCAAUAUGAGUUUCACAGGAUGCACUCAGCCCAACCUCAGAAACCUCAAGUCCCAACGUAAGGCAGCAAAGCAGAAGGCCAUGCUGCCACUCAGCCCAGAGGCAGGAAGGAGCCAGGAAGUUGCAAGACCAGCCCUUUUGCACCGGCACCUAAAAAGUUCCUUAAAAGACUUGUUUUAUACAGACUUGCUUUUAAAGAGCCCACCAUAUUGCAGCAAAGGCUGCAUCACCUCUAUGCUACUGCAAGAGCGGAGACGUAAGCUGACGCUGUGUCAUGGCUUAGCUGUGGCUGUUAGUGUUAUUUAUUGAGUGACUACUAAAGAGCAGGACCAAAGGCCCCUCUGUUACAGGGCUUGGUGCACUGAAUUGCUAUUGGAGCAGCACUUUCCCAGCACAGUCCUCCCCGGGCCACACAUCGGGGGCACGCACAGACCCACAAGCACACAGCACUGCCAGCUGCUGCAUGGCCAUCAGCACAGCUGGAUCUGGGACUGCACCCUGCACUCAUUUCCUUCUCUAUCUCCAUCACCCUCAUUUCUCUGCCUGGCAAAGCCACCAGCUGAUGGCAGCUCCUUGUGCCACCCAUCCUGGUUUGUGCAACUCCAGCAGGGUGGUGAUGCUGACAUCACACCACGGGGCUUGGCUCCAUUUGGCUGCACUGGUGACAGCCUGAAGGCUCCUCACCACUCAAGGGCUUUAAAUUGCCCCCACAUGUGCCUUAUUUUCCACUUUCCUUUGUGACCAUUGAAAUAAACGACUCCCUCCUCCUCCAAAACAGGAAAUGGUGUAUAAUGGUAGAAAGCUUUUAAGCUUUGCCACACGUACACCCAUCCCCCAGACAGGUACUUGCUGGCCAAACCAUGCACUGAACCACUGCAUCGAGUCAAAAGCAAAAGAGAUGUGCCUGUUAUCAUUGGGGUGACGGCCAGCUGAGCAUGAAGGCAAAAGCAGCAUGGUACGGAAACACGGCUGCACUCCCCCUGCAUUGCCAACUCACAACUGUACUUCAAUAUCAGCCUUUUCCUAACGAGUCCAUGCAACAGGAGGGGAAAAAAAACCACCCACAAAACUAUACAUUUUCCUAGAUUCUUAUUGUUUUUUGUACAAAUAUAAAUGACUCUAAAAGUGCAAACAAA